Messenger RNA from Rosa rugosa (rugosa rose), 2591 nucleotides. RefSeq lists its product as uncharacterized. The transcript has 7 exons. The record is from RefSeq and is a predicted model, not a curated record. The coding region runs from base 47 to 2344 and encodes 765 amino acids. Gene Ontology annotation, molecular function: protein binding. Lineage: Eukaryota; Viridiplantae; Streptophyta; Magnoliopsida; Rosales; Rosaceae.
AAGGACCAGCUAGCUGUCUCUAUUUCGAGAUCCCUAACUCUACACAAUGGAAGAAAUACGUACUUCCGAACAAUCCAAACCCCUCUAUCAAAGCCUCAGAGACGGUGAUGUAUUAGAAGUGGUGAAAGCUUGUGCAAAAGCUACUACUCUUGAAGCAAGAUUGAAGCUAAUUCCAACAGUGCACGACGACACAAUCCUCCAUAUCGCGAUUUACAUGAGGCAAGAAAGCAUCGCAAUGAAAAUCAUCGAAAUUAGCAGCGGGGAUAAUGACGAGCUAAUCACAAAACGCAAUCAGUUUGGAAACACAGCUCUUCAUGAGGCCGCAGCAACUGAUUUUGUACGUGUUGUGGAGAAGUUGUUGGAAAAGGCACCGGAAUUGCUGUCCAUUCCAAACAAGAAAGGGGAAAUGCCUCUCUAUACAGCAGCUCACUUUGGCCAGAAAAGAAUUUUCAAAUUGCUGGCUGAAAAACUGAAAAACAAUGAUGAUCUCUGUCUCCAUUUGUGCUCCCUGUAUCCUUCCUACGUCAACCCUGUUACAAAAAGUGAGAAGUACUCCUACGACCCUGAACACAUACGCAGUACCAUUCUUCAUGCUGCAAUACAUGCCGAGUUCUUUGAGCUUGCACUUUUCAUAGCUAGAAAGCCAGAGUAUGCAAAAAAUCCGAAAAUUGUUCAACUAAAAGACGAAAAUUCGAAGACGCCUCUUCAGCUCCUCUCAUCCAAUUCUUCAGCAUUCGAGAGUGGAAUGAAAUGUGGACUGAUCAAGAGGUUCAUUUACUACUGUGCUCCAUAUGAGAAUGCUAAAGAAGAAGAAGCUCAUGUACAAAAUUCCAGUGAUGAUAGUCAUGUACAAAGUUCCAGUAGAGCUACUCUGUUUCUAAGGCGAGUCAUCUCUUCAGUACAUAGAUCUGUUUGGAUUGUUCUGCGAGAAUGGCGAACGAUGGAGAAGAUUCAUGACGAAAGGAAGAGGCAUGGACUUGCUUUAGAACUAGCCAAGUUUCUAAUUGCAGAAGACUUUUCAUGGGACAUCAUCAUGCAACAAUCGAAUCCAAAAAAAGUAGCGCCAUCCCAGUCAGGGACUCCAGACAUACAACAAUCCAAUCCAAAAACAAAAGCGCAAUCCCAGUCAGGGAAUCCAGACAUACAACAACCCAAUCCAAAAACAAAAGCGCCAUCCCAGUCAGGGACUCCAGACAUACAACAAUCCAAUCCAAAAACAAAAGCGCCAGAUAUCCCAUUGUUCAUUGCAACAAGCAAUGGAAUAUUAGAAAUUGUGGAGGAGACACUUAGAGUCUACCCUUCGUCACUUGAGUAUACAAACAAAGAGAAGCAGAACAUACUGCACCUCGCUAUAAUGCACCGUCAGUCGCACAUCUUUGAUCGAGUGAUGACGAAGAGGAACGACUGGUUAACGUCAAGGUUGACUCGAGAAACCGAUAAGAAUGGAUUCACAAUACUGCACUAUGUUGGUUUAAUGGAAUUUUAUAAAGGAGGCACCCAGCCUGGUCCUGCACUUCAGUUGCAAGAAGAGUUAGAAUGGUAUGAGAAGGUGAAGAAGUCAGUCCCACGAUAUUUUGCAAUGAACCGCAGCAGCAGUAAUGAACAAAAAGAGACACUCGAAGAGUUCUAUGAUCGAAAAUAUAAGGAAACUGUAAAGGAGUUGUCUGAGAAUGUGGAUAAGAUAAUUCCACCCAAAUCUGUAAAUAAACUUGGCUUGGACGAAAGCAAAGAGGAGACCCCCAGAGAGUACUUCGGUCGAACCCAUGGGGAGCUCCUCGAGGAAGCACAAGAAUGGCUAGAGCGGACCUCCAACUCGUGCUCCUUGGUGGCCGGACUAAUUGCCUCCGUCGCCUUCGCGGCCGCUUUCACCAUCCCGGGCGGCAACAACGGCAGAAACGGCCAGCCCAUCCUCAUCGACAGCCCUUUUUUCUUGGUCUUCAUCAUCACUGACGCUCUCUCCAUCGCCAGCUCGCUGACUUCACUCGCCAUGUUCCUCUCCAUCCUGUCGUCACCGUACGAGCUCGACGACUUCCUCCGCUCUCUCCCUCGGAAGCUCAUCCUCGGCUUCACCUCCCUCUUCUUCUCGGUGGCUGUCACCAGCCUCACCUUUGCCUCCACAAUGAUGCUGACAAUUCCGAUGAAGAAGCGCCUGACUACAACUCUUAUAUACUGCGUUGCGGUUCUUCCGGUCACCAUGUCUGCGCUGUUGCAGCAUCCGUUGUGGGAGGCCUUAAAAAGGACUGGAAAGUCCUCAGUCAAAGUCGUGACAAGAAUUCUUCCAUCAGUUCCAUGGCCACUUAUCGAAACUGCUUGCUCAAAGGCCACUAAGGCCCACACUUCAUGAUUCAUUAACCAUUUAGUCAGCUUUAACUCCCUAAACAAAUAACGUCACACAAACUCCAUGGUGAUAGCCUAUUAGGGUAUUAUUAAUUGUUCGCUCUAAUGAUUAUGAUGCCAUUGUCCUCAAGAAAGACAGUAUCUUAUCUCCGUCAAUGUCUUAAUUUUUUUUUUUUUUCCGCAAAUACAUAGUUCCUGCUGAGAGUUGAGUGCUGUUCCAUUUUGAAGCUUCAACUGUGCCAUCUUGUCACUCA